AGUGAUUUGUAUUAACUCAUCAGUACGUCAACUUUUAAACUGGUAUUUGCUUAACCGGAUGGGAUUUUAGGACUGCUGUGAUUGGUCGAUACGAAAAGGCUAACUUUUUAUGUGCAGGCAACUGACUGCGUGAGGACAAUGGAGAAGGUUUUAUGUCAUGUCCACGGCAGCGUGUGCAUGUUGAAAACGGGCCUCAAAGAUGGACCCAAUAAAGGCAAAAGCUUCUACGUCUGUGUGGACAAGCAAGGCUGCGAUUUCAGUCACGUGGCACGAAUAUCCCCGUCCCACUGCCUCCAUCAUGAAGACUCGAUGGUGGAACUCCAAGCACUCACCUACAGUCUGCAACAGCAGAGCCACAGGUUGUUCUUCAGGUGCAUUGUGGGUAAAAAAGCAGGCCAGAGGUGGUGUGGAAACGUGCCGUGGACAGCACCCGACAAGGACAAGAGAAACCCUCUAUCUGACACGCAGCUGCAGCCGUCCUGCCUGCCGCCCCAUCGAAACCCCUUCAAGGCCUCCGGCAAGUCGGACAAGGACUCCGAGUGGAGACGGUUGCAGCAGCGUGGUGGGGGGGAGGAGAAAAAGAGCGAGGGGAGAGACAGCGGGGCAAGUCCAGAGGCCGAAGGAGGAGAACGCCAUCAGAAGGAAAACAUCGAGGAGGCGGGGAAGCUGGACUCUCACCGAGGCAAAUAUCUUCCACCGGGGAUGAAGUUAAAGAAGAGAGUUUCAGAUGAGGAGGAGAACCGUCUCAGAGCUGGCAGUGUGGGGAACCUGACAGAUAAGGAGCUGGAGGAGAACCGCCUCAAAGCUGGCAGUGUGGGGAACCUGACAGAUAAGGAGCUGGAGGAGAACCGCCUCAAAGCUGGCAGUGUGGGGAACCUGGUGGAUAAGGAGCUGGACCAGACUGAGGAGAACCGCACUGCGCGGGGAGAAUCCCAAAACAUGGUUUCUACCUCCAGUGGGAAGGCCGAUCGCCCGGAGAAGAAGAGUCCGGCCUCACGGCCUCCACAACCCACCGGAAGCAGAGCCGGUCAGGUUGAACAAACUGAGGGCGUCUCUAAAGCUGCAGCCAGGAGCAGCAGAGACUCUGAUAACACCAGGAACCCCACAUCCAGUCAUACCCAGAUCUACCAAGGCGAUGAUGAUGAUGAUGAUGAUGUGGUGGUGGUGGUGUCGGUGAAACCCGCCACUCAGAAAACUCCUCCAGUUUCUGCCGUUCAAAAGACGCUGACCACCUUUGCUGGGUUCCAGCCGGCGUGUAAGGUCAAAGGUCAGCCAGGAGACCCCAGAGGGCUGCACAGCCUGCUCACGGCUCAACUCCAGCAGAAAAAGGCCACUCUGUCUGCGGUGAAUGUGGCGGCUCUGCCGGACCACGGGGAGCGUCUGAGGACUCAGGUGAAGGAGCUGGAGGACUCGCUGGCGUCUCUGAGCCUCACUGCUGCUGCUCAGCCUGCUCUCUCAGGGUCUCCGGGUGGAGAUGACAGCGGUGAUGCCGGUCUGGGGGGCCGCCAGGUUACCCUCUUCAGCCGGCAGGGCGGCACCAUCCUGCUCCCCGCCCCCCCAGCACCGAGCUCCUCCCAACACCAGGCCUCCGGCAGCUCCCUGGGACCCCAGCUGAGCCAGGGAUUCAGCCAGAUGGGUGGAGCACUCUCACAGGUCGAGGCCUUUUACGGUGGCAGGAUGACCGAGAACCGGCUGCUGGCUGUGAAAAACGCCACCUGCGAGACCAUCGACCAUCUCCACAAGUCACAGGAGUCCUGCCCCGACGCGGAGGACCAGGUUCCGGACCCCAAGGGCAUCAAGGUGUUGCUCCUGGCCCAUCAGAGGAGAGCUUUGGCCUGGCUGCUCUGGAGAGAGAACCAGAAUCCCUGCGGAGGAAUUCUGGCGGACGACAUGGGUCUGGGCAAGACCCUGACCAUGAUCGCCCUCAUACUGGCCCAGAAGAUCAAACAGAAAGAGGAGAAGGAGAAGCAGGAGAGCUGGAUCUCCAAAGCCGACUGCAGCCUUGUGGUCUCUAGAGGAACCCUGAUCAUCUGCCCCGCCUCCCUGGUGCACCACUGGAAGAGGGAGGUCGAGAGGCAUGUGAAGACGGGCAGGCUGACAGUGUACCUGUACCACGGCCCCACCCGCGAGAAGAGGGCCCGAGUGCUGGCUGACUACGACGUGGUGGUGACCACAUACGGGCUGGUCUCUAAGGAGGUGCCAGUCCAGAAGGAGGACCCGGAGAAACCCAGCAGAGGUUCUGAUGAAGUGCCGUCACGCUCGACCCCUCUUCUGCAAGUGAGCUGGGCCCGGCUGGUUCUGGACGAAGCCCACAACAUCAAAAACCCCAAAGUGCAGACCUCCAUGGCCGUCUGCCAGCUGAGGGCCGGUGCUCGCUGGGCGGUCACCGGUACGCCGAUCCAGAACAACCUGCUGGACAUGUACUCGCUGCUCAAGUUUCUGCGCUGUUCUCCGUUCGAUGAGUACAAAGUGUGGAAAGCUCAGGUGGACAACGGCUCGCACCGAGGCCGAGAGAGACUCAACAUCCUGACCAGGACUCUGCUGCUCCGGAGGACCAAAAGCCAGCGGGACUCCAAAGGAAACCCACUGGUGCUUCUACCCGAUCGGACCUGCGAGGUGCAUCAACUCAAACUGUCCCAGGAGGAGCAGGAGGUGUAUGAUGUGGUCUUCGCCCAAUCCAGAUCUACUCUGCAGAACUACCUGAAGAGACACGAAGGGAACGAUGUGAAGAAGACCUCCGCUUCCAAUCACUUUGACAAAGAAACUCUGUGUGUGUGUGUGUCUUCCCUCCCAGUGGCCCGGGAGUUUGGGAUGUCUCAGCCUGAUGUUGCCGGGUCCACUUCCCAGCAGGCGUCCAGCACCGUCCACAUCCUGUCCCUGCUGCUGCGUCUCCGGCAGUGCUGCUGUCACCUGUCGCUUCUCAAGAAGACUCUGGACUCGUCAGAGCUGCAGGGCGAUGGCAUCGUCUUGUCUCUGGAGGAGCAGCUCAACGCUCUGUCCCUCUCCUCCUCCUCCUCCUCCUCCUCCUCCUCCUCCUCCGGCCCUCAGCCUGCAGACACGGUGGCCCUCAAUGGGACCCGCUUCGCCUCCCAGCUGUUCGAGGACACCAGUGAGAGCACCAAGAUUGCUGCUGUUGUCUCUGAGCUGGAGGCCAUCAGACGGAGCGGUGCUGACCACAAAAGUGUGAUCGUGUCCCAGUGGACCAGCAUGCUCCGGAUCGUAGCGGUCCACCUGCGUCGGAUGGGCCUCAGGUACGCCGUCAUUGACGGGACCGUGGCCCCCAAACGCCGCAUGGACCUGGUGGAGGAGUUCAACACCAACGCAGACGGGCCCCAGGUGAUGCUGGUGUCUCUUUGUGCUGGAGGGGUGGGACUGAAUCUGAUCGGGGGGAACCACCUGUUCCUCGUGGACAUGCACUGGAACCCAGCCCUGGAGGAUCAGGCCUGUGACCGGAUCUACAGAGUUGGACAGAGUAAAGACGUCACCAUCCACAGGUUCGUGUGUGGCGGCACGGUGGAGGAGAAGAUCUCCACGCUGCAGGUGAAGAAGAAGGAGUUGGCCCAGAACGUGCUGUCGGGAACGGGGAGCACCGUCUCCAAGCUCUCCCUGGCCGACCUCAGGGUCAUUUUUGGUGUCUGAGAUGAGAGUUUGGGUAUAACAAUAAUCUUUGUAAUAUCUAUUUUUGUGUGGCCUUUCUUUCAAAGCUGUUUUCAAAUAUCUUCGUUUAAAUAUGAUGUUUUGUUGGCUUUCAAUAAAUUCAGGGGAUGAAGCUCAUGUGA
This is a messenger RNA of Cyclopterus lumpus (lumpfish), 3779 nucleotides long. It is a transcript of the gene ttf2, whose product is annotated as transcription termination factor, RNA polymerase II. The transcript has 23 exons. Gene Ontology annotation, molecular function: ATP-dependent chromatin remodeler activity; zinc ion binding; ATP binding. The coding region runs from base 139 to 3639 and encodes 1166 amino acids. NCBI's taxonomy places the organism in Eukaryota, Metazoa, Chordata, Actinopteri, Perciformes, Cyclopteridae. The record is from RefSeq and is a predicted model, not a curated record.